Theileria annulata is the source of this 612-nucleotide messenger RNA. RefSeq lists its product as uncharacterized. Lineage: Eukaryota; Apicomplexa; Aconoidasida; Piroplasmida; Theileriidae. The transcript has 5 exons. Bases 1 to 612 code for a protein of 203 amino acids. The record is from RefSeq and is a predicted model, not a curated record.
AUGAGAAGACAUAAACCAAAGAUAAUUAACGAACAUUCACCCAUUCUUGAUGAAUUUAACGCUGAGAAUUCUCAAAAUAUAGCAGAAUCUGAGAAUAAUCUCGGCAAGAUGAACGAUUUGAUGAAAAUUAAUCAAGAUUACAAUAUACUCAACUUUGACCAAAUGCAAAAUUAUAAUUAUGAUUUUCACUUUAUUCCUGAAUGGUUUAAUACGUUACCACCAAGUUUAAGUAGUACAAAGGGCUUUGUUGUUGAUAGUUUAGCUAGUCUAGCACACAUGGGCCUAAUGAGUCUAAUUUCAACUCAAGCAUUUCAAAAUUCCUAUUGUUCAGUUUUCUCUAGUGAGACUGAGAAGGCUGUAUGUCUGAAAAAUAGCAUUGAAAACAUAAAUAAAAUCGCACAAACGGGGAGACAAAUAAUGUCACUAAAUUUUCGUGUACUAGCAGGAGGAAGGAUGGCGAAGGAAGCACUUGUUUCACUCAAUACGCUAGCCUCAGACCCUCAGAACGUUGGAAUGAUAAAAACUCUAGGGUCGACGAUAAUAAUGUAUUUGACCCUAAUGAGGGAGUCUGUAGGGGACGAGUUUGUUUAUUUGCUUAUUAAUAAACCUUAG